CGCCGAAGGUGCCCCCGGCGAUCACGACGGUGGGCAGCGCCGCCGUGCUGGCCGGAGCCAUGAAAACGUCCGUCCCGGGGACGAGCAUGCCGACGGGCACAGUGAGCGGGAACGUCAUUGUGAACACCAUCGCAGGGGUCCCUGCCGCCACCUUCCAGUCCAUCAACAAGCGCCUUGCUUCGCCCGUGGCGCCGGGAGCCUUGACCACCUCUGGAGGCUCUGCUCCUGCCCAGGUGGUCCACACCCAGCCUCGCGCGGUCGGCUCGCCGGCCACGGCCACGUCCGACCUCGUGUCCCUGGCACCGACCCAGGGCGUUCGCGCGGUUACCUCCGUGACAGCCUCAGCCGUGGUCACUACCAGCCUGACCCCAGUGCAGACUCCGACCCGGUCUUUGGUGACUCAGGUGUCCCAAGCCACAGGGGUGCAGCUGCCCGGGAAGGCCAUCACGCCCGCACACUUCCAGCUGCUCCGGCAGCAGCCGCCGCCUCCGCCGCCGCCGCCCUCUCAGGUGCAGGUUCCGCAGAUCCAGGGCCAGGCCCCGUCGCCGGCACAGAUCAAGGCUGUCGGCAAGCUGACCCCGGAACAUCUGAUCAAAAUGCAGAAGCAGAAACUGCAGCUGCCCCAGCAGGCCCCCCCACCGCAGGCCCCGCCAGGGCCCCCACAGCCCGCUACACAAGUGCAAGUGCAGGCCCCGCCACCCACGCCGCAGCAGAGCCCCCAGCUGGCCACGGUCACGGCCCCGCGGCCCGGAGCCCUGCUCACGGGCACCACCGUGGCCAACCUCCAGGUGGCCCGGCUCACCCGGGUUCCCCCUUCGCAGCUGCAGGCGCAAGGGCAGAUGCAGGCUCAGGCGCCCCAGCCCGCUCAGGUGGCGCUGGCAAAGCCUCCCGUCGUGUCUGUGCCCGCGGCCGUGGUCUCCUCGCCAGGUGUGACGACCCUGCCCAUGAAUGUCGCCGGGAUCAGCGUGGCCAUCGGGCAGCCGCAGAAAGCCGCAGGACAGACCGUCGUGGCCCAGCCCGUGCACGUCCAGCAGCUGCUGAAGCUCAAGCAGCAAGCUGUGCAGCAGCAGAAGGCCAUCCAGCCACAGGCUGCCCCGGGCCCAGCGGCCGUCCAGCAGAAGAUCGCCGCCCAGCAGAUGGCUGCUCAGGGCCAAGCGCAGAAGGUCACGUAUGCUGCCCCGCCAGCCCUGAAAACCCAGUUCCUCACCACACCCAUCUCCCAGGCCCAGAAACUGGCUGGGACCCAGCAGGUGCAGACCCAGAUCCAGGUGAGCGUGAGUGAGCACAAGGUGGCUCGCAGGACAACAGGUGCCCAGGAAAGAGAGUGGUCAGCGUAG
Messenger RNA from Leptonychotes weddellii (Weddell seal), 1337 nucleotides. The record is from RefSeq and is a predicted model, not a curated record. NCBI's taxonomy places the organism in Eukaryota, Metazoa, Chordata, Mammalia, Carnivora, Phocidae.